AGUGCCAACAACGCACGCACGUACGCCCCCGCACGACCUCUCGCCCCCUCCUCAUCCUACCAUCCGACGCCACAGCACGGCGGGGAUGCCGUUCGCCAAUCCUCCCGCGCCCGAGCCGUCUCACCGGAACCGCCAAGCCUGCCCACCCGGGGAUCACCACCGCACACACCCCCUCACCUCGAAGGGACCCUGCCUGUCCGGCUCGAGUUCCUUGCAUCACCAUCUGCCCGACUGUAGGUCAGGGCGCUCGUCGCCGGUGAGAGGCGCGCGGGAGCUGUUGCUGCCGCCGGGGACUUGGACACACGCGGGGCAGCCGCAGGCGAACGAAGCCGCAAGUGAGACCUCGACGGGCGGCGCCGAACACCGGUCUCCUCCCUGCUGCGCGUCGUUGACCUCCCUGCUGCAAGCUCCGCCUUCCUCUGGGGCUAUUUCCUCCACAACAGGCUGCUCCAUCCAUCGGUACCCUACAGACUACGUCCUAUUCAUUUCAGCACUCAGAUUUACCUGCAUAUGUGUCUACGUACUGAAGAAAGAUGCAGCCGAGGAAGUUGUAAAGAUGGUGUCUAGAGAUAGCUUGCUGGCCCUAAUGGCUGAACCCCAUGAACAAUUUCAGCCGACAUGCACAUCACCACAAGUCCAUAUCUUAAUUGAGUUCCUACACCAGCUGUUACUGGAUAAAUUGUGUACGACGCCAUGCUUGCACCCUUGUUCCAAGAGUAUUUGCAGUUCUAUUCUUGGUUGUUCGUUGCACAAGAAGCUACCCUCGAAGCUGCUCUGUGUGUGAAGGAAGCUCAGAAACAGUGUUUUCUUGAGGAAACAGAGCAUGAUUGUGGAUCUUUUCAAAAUGGUCUGGAUGAGAGUGAUUGGCUUGCUGAAUUGACUGAGAUUGGAAUGCUUGACGUAUUCGAAGAUGUUGGCCUCUCUACUGUUCAAACAACUUGUUCGUCUCAAGGCAACAACGCAACUGACUUGGAACAACGUUGACCCUUUACCGCCACCAUAUACCAUAGCCUGCACUGAAGGGCCUUCCUACGCUAUGGAUAAGCCGCCCCAGCUGCUUUACAGAGGCAGCGCUCAAUCAAGUUGGGUCGCCAUUCGGCUGUCUAGAGCGGGAGCGGCAAUGACGAAGGCAAGUAUGUUGUUGUCCCCUUCUGAAGUUCAGUUAUGUCAGGCAGGGAGUCAAUCAGUGCAUUAUCUGUGGUAUUGAAUUUUCUGAUUUUGUGUUGACCAAUAAGUGAGCACAAUUGUCGGAAUGAAGAGAAGAAUUAAAUGAUUUUAUUUGAAUAUAUGUGCCUCCUAACUAUGAUGAACAAGAGAAGUUUCGGUCUAAGGUUAGACAUGCAUUGCACGUGCAU
Molecule: messenger RNA, 1355 nt
Organism: Triticum aestivum (bread wheat)
Lineage: Eukaryota; Viridiplantae; Streptophyta; Magnoliopsida; Poales; Poaceae
Exons: 4
Coding region: 86-784 (232 amino acids)
Source: RefSeq, a predicted model, not a curated record